UACCGUUUGCAUUUCAGCACAGACACGUAUAGAGGAAACGGUCAGUGCACCGCACUGGAAUCCCUGGAUCGGGCCACUCACCUGACGACCCCAACAACACACACACAAUAUUAGGUGGCAGCCAUGACGAGCAUCUCGGCACUGCUGCAUCGCAGUCACAGUCACAGCCACAAUAGCAACGGCUACACGAGCAGCGGCAGCGGGAGCAGCUGUCACAGUCACCACAGCAGCAGCCUCUCACCGCCGAGGACAAUCGGAGCGGCCACAACACCGCCGCCGCCGCCGCCCCCGGCGGUGCCCAAGCUGCAGCUGCAACAGCAACAGCAGCAACAACAGCAACAACACAGCUCCAACUCCAACUCCAAUGGCAACUCGCAUCAUGACCACAUUAAACGACCAAUGAACGCGUUCAUGGUAUGGUCCCGGGGCCAGCGACGCAAAAUGGCGCAGGACAAUCCCAAAAUGCACAAUUCAGAGAUAUCGAAGCGUUUGGGGGCCGAAUGGAAGUUGCUCACCGAAUCACAGAAGCGUCCAUUCAUUGAUGAAGCCAAGCGUUUGCGCGCGCUGCACAUGAAAGAGCACCCCGAUUACAAAUAUCGGCCGCGCCGUAAGCCCAAGACACUGAACAAGUCACCAGUGCCGGGCGGAGGUGGCGGCGGCGUCGGCGGCGGAGGAGCUUCUAGCAGCAGCUCUGGUCUUUCGGCCGCUGGUCAACUGGGCAAGGAGCAAGCCCAAGCGCAGCAUUCGCCCCAUGGGCCAGGCCUUGCGCAUCAUCAUCCGCAUCACCCACACCACCCACAUCCACAUCCCGCCCACGCCCAUGCGCAUGCGCAUCAUCAUCACGCGCAGCUAAGCGCCGUCGCAGCUGCUGCUGCCGCCGCCGCCGUCUCCCACUCCCAUUCGCACUCACCCACCUCGCUGGCCGCCAAGUAUGGCUUUGGAUCACCGCUUGAGCUGUCGCUGCCACGCGUGCCCAGUGGCUUUCCGGGUCUGGGGCAUUAUCCGCUCGAUCCGACAUUGGCGCUGGAUCUGCAGGCGCGUCUUCAGGCCAUGUACGCCGGCAGCUUAUAUCAUCCAUGGCGCUACUUGCCGCUGAUCAGUCCAGAAACUCCGCCCUCCCCGCCCAGCAGCAGCGGCACAGGCAUCUCGUCCUAUGGCUGUGUCAAAUCAUCUAAGUCCUCGCCCGUGGCAGUCGUUCCAGCUUUAGCCACAACGCCGCCCAACAUUAUUUGACCGACUCCGCUGCGCUACGGCGCUGCCGCUGCGGAGCAUGCGGUCUAAAGUUGGAGCAUCAGCAGCGACUAGGUACCGACAACAGUCCCCGCCCCCUCUGUGCCCCGCCCCAAUAUGGUAGCAGCAAUAAGAGCUGCCCACUUGCUAGUGUAGAACCCUAGUGUUAGCUGAAUCUUUGUGAGUUUAUGUUUUAUGUUUUAUGUUGCAUGUUUCUGUUUUUCCCCCCGAACUGUGUUCGAACUAUUCAUUUUGGUUAUGUGUGGUACUCAGUUAUGUAUAUAGAAAUGAAAUAUUAUUAAAAAUACACCAAAUAACUAAGCGGAUCUUUAAGCGGCAACGGAAAUAAAUAAAAAAUCGAAAUUGUUCCUAUAAA
Molecule: messenger RNA, 1606 nt
Organism: Drosophila montana
Lineage: Eukaryota; Metazoa; Arthropoda; Insecta; Diptera; Drosophilidae
Gene: Sox21a
Product: Sox21a
Exons: 2
Coding region: 124-1233 (369 amino acids)
Biological process (GO): cell differentiation; anatomical structure morphogenesis; regulation of DNA-templated transcription
Molecular function (GO): RNA polymerase II cis-regulatory region sequence-specific DNA binding; DNA-binding transcription factor activity, RNA polymerase II-specific
Source: RefSeq, a predicted model, not a curated record